AUGGGUGCCACCGCAUGGUUGACUCUCCUUCUUACACAUCCUCUCGAGUUUAGAACGCUCUUGCAAUUCUGGCUCUUUCACGAACAGAAACGUGAUAUCACGUCCAUGAAAGAACAUGCAACAUCGGGCUGGGACAGACAAACUAUGCGACGAUGCUGGGAGUUCUUGGACAUGACAAGCAGGAGUUUCUCCGCUGUCAUUAAAGAAGUGGAAGGAGACCUAGCCAGAACGAUUUGCAUGUUCUACCUUGUGCUGAGGGGCCUAGAUACCAUUGAAGACGACAUGACUAUACCCGACGAUGUCAAGCAGCCCAUAUUGAGGUCGUUCCACAAAUUGACGAUUACCCCUGGAUGGACAUACAAUGACAGCGGACCGACCGAGAAAGAUCGGCAGUUGCUGGUCGAGUACGACAAGGUCAUAGAAGAGGUCAAUCUUCUUGAUCCAGAGUACAAAUCAAUCAUCCUCGACAUCACUGAAAAGAUGGAAAACGGUAUGGCCGACUUUGCACACAGAGCUGCUACGGCAGGUGCGACAUAUAUCGACAAAGUUGAGGACUACGACCUGUACUGCCACUACGUUGCAGGAUUAGUCGGUGAAGGACUUUCUCGUUUGUUCUCUGCCUCGAAAAAAGAGGUUUCAUGGCUGGGUACUCAACUUGAAAUAUCCAACUCAAUGGGACUUCUACUACAGAAGACCAACAUCAUUCGUGAUUACCGUGAAGACUGUGAUGACAAGCGAUAUUUCUGGCCGAAGGAGAUUUGGGGAAAGAAGGAGUAUGGCUUCCAAGAAAUGAAGGAUAUGUACCUUCCCGGAGCCGAAGAGCGUGCACAGUGGGUGCAGAGUGAGAUGAUACUGGACGCAAUGAGGCAUUUGACCGAUGCUCUGGACUACCUCCGGUUACUCAAGAACCAAAGUGUAUUCACCUUCUGCGCUAUCCCUGCCACCAUGGCGAUCGCCACAUUAGAUCUUUGCUUCAUGAAUCCUGCAAUGUUCCAACGCAAUGUCAAGAUCAGAAAAGCAGAAGCAGCAUCGCUCAUCAUGCGCUCAGUAAAUCCUCGAGAUGUCGCCGAAAUCUUCCGACACCACUGCCGGAGUAUCCAUGCAAAAGCCGUUCCUGAAGAUCCUAACUUCCUCCGGAUAUCAGUCGCAUGCGGAAAGGUCGAGCAAUGGUGCGAACACAACUUCCCAUCCUUCGUUAGGAUGCCAUCAACCGCUGGCAAUCCCCCCACUUUCGAUCCAGAAGAUGCACGAACGUCAAUCCUGAAAAAAUCACAAGAGAUCGACCAAACCAUCACACAGCGAAAGCGCGUUGCUCAGCUUCAGGAGAAGCAAGGGUCCAAUGGUGAGGCGAAACCUGCCUUAGCACAACAGGGAGUACCUUGGGAACUUUUUGCCGUCGUUGGAGCUAUUUUCGGUAUCCUUCUAAUCUCUAUUCUGGGCGUUGUUUGGAUCGUUGUCAUGUUUUCAGACAAGUUUUGA
This is a messenger RNA of Lentinula edodes (shiitake mushroom), 1479 nucleotides long. RefSeq names its product isoprenoid synthase domain-containing protein. The coding region runs from base 1 to 1479 and encodes 492 amino acids. The record is from RefSeq and is a predicted model, not a curated record. Gene Ontology annotation, biological process: ergosterol biosynthetic process; farnesyl diphosphate metabolic process. Gene Ontology annotation, molecular function: squalene synthase [NAD(P)H] activity. Gene Ontology annotation, cellular component: endoplasmic reticulum membrane. NCBI's taxonomy places the organism in Eukaryota, Fungi, Basidiomycota, Agaricomycetes, Agaricales, Omphalotaceae. The transcript is spliced from 5 exons.